Hemiscyllium ocellatum (epaulette shark) is the source of this 1232-nucleotide messenger RNA. It is a transcript of the gene hsd3b1, whose product is annotated as hydroxy-delta-5-steroid dehydrogenase, 3 beta- and steroid delta-isomerase 1. Gene Ontology annotation, molecular function: 3-beta-hydroxy-Delta5-steroid dehydrogenase (NAD+) activity. The transcript has 5 exons. Bases 36 to 1232 code for a protein of 398 amino acids. The record is from RefSeq and is a predicted model, not a curated record. Gene Ontology annotation, biological process: steroid biosynthetic process. NCBI's taxonomy places the organism in Eukaryota, Metazoa, Chordata, Chondrichthyes, Orectolobiformes, Hemiscylliidae.
UAGCCUCCUGCCUGUCCACCUGCAGCAAAACCUGGAUGAAAUUCAAGCUUGGGCUGACAAAUAAUUUGGAUAGCUGUAAUCAAGAUCUCUGCUGGAAUGAAGUUACAGGAGGCAACGGAUUUCUUGGUCAAGAAAUCAUAAAACUUCUGAUUGAAGAAAAUCUCUCAGAAAUCAGGAUAUUGGAUAAAGUGAUAGAACAGGCAUUUGUAGAAGAUUUGCAAGCAUUGACUGGAGGUCGAAUUAAGGUGACAGCUUUUAUAGGAGAUGUGAGAGAUAAAGAGCUCCUGCAAAAAGCCUGCGAAGGAGUGACCUGUGUUAUUCACACUGCUUCUGUGAUUGACAUCUGGGGUUACAUCAGCAAUGAAGAGCUAGAAGCCGUCAAUGUUAAAGGAACUCAACUUUUGAUAGAAACUUCUAUUCAGCAGAAUGUGAAGUGUUUUAUCUAUACCAGUAGUGUAGAGGUGGUAGGACCAAAUGUAAGAGGUGAUUCAAUCUGUAAUGGUGAUGAAGACACAGUCUACCCUGGCAAACUAAAAUUUUACUACAGCAAAACAAAACAAAUAGCAGAACAACUGGUGCUGACAUCGAAUGGAUGCCUCCUACCUAAUGGUGAACAAAUGGUAACAUGUGCUGUACGACCCACGUAUAUCUACGGAGAAAACUGCCGUUUUAUGAUACCACAUUUGGAUGAAGGAAUCAACAAUGGAAAUAUUCUGAAGAGAACUUCCAGGAAGCAGGCACUCGUGAAUCCUGUUUAUGUUAGCAAUGUAGCUUGGGCUCAUAUUUUAGUGGCUAGAGCUAUGAAAGACAAGGAUAGAAAGAAAAUUGUUGGUGGAAAAUUCUAUUACAUCACGGAUGAUACCCCACAUAUGAGUUACUCAGAUUUUAACCAUGAGAUGAUGAGCCCUCUGGGGUUUACAAUUCCAGAAAAGCUUAGUAUGCCUCUGCUGCUGAUGUACUUCACAUCUUUCAUGAUGGAGAUGCUGCAGUUUUUGCUACAGCCAUUUAUUACAUAUGUUCCCAAAAUAAACCGACACCUUAUUACAAUGCUCAACACAAAGUUUACCUUUACUAGCCACAAAGCCUUCUCUGAUUUUGACUACAUACCACGUUACAGUUGGGAAGUAGCAAAACAGCGGACCACCGCCUGGCUGGCUUCAAUUGUACAAGACCGGAGAGAUAAUUUAAAUAAAAAAAAGCUAGAGCUACAGAAACAAAAGCCUAAAUCUUAG